GUGACAUUAAAAAAGGGCCCCUCAUUCUUUGGAAAAUUUUAUCUUCCUUCAUCCAAUUUAUUGUGAGAAUGCGUUUGAUUAUUCGUCAAGACUACGAUCAAGUGUCGCAUUAUAUUGCAAACUACAUCAAAGAGCGUAUCAAUGAAUUCAACCCCACCGAGGCGCGUCCCUUUGUUCUGGGAUUACCUACAGGUUCAUCUCCUAUUGGUGUCUACAAGCAGUUGGUCGAGUUUUAUAAAAGAGGACAAUUAAGUUUCGCCAAUGUCAUUACAUUCAACAUGGACGAAUAUGUGGGAUUAGCUCGAGAUCAUCCGGAAUCAUACCAUUCCUUCAUGUGGAACCACUUGUUUAUGCAUGUGGAUAUUAAGCCUGAAAACGUCUAUAUCCUCGACGGCAACGCUCCCGACCUUGACGAAGAAUGUAAAAAGUAUGAAGCGGCUAUCGCACGUGUCGGCGGUAUCGAGCUGUUCUUGGGAGGCAUUGGUCCUGACGGCCAUAUUGCAUUCAACGAGCCCGGUUCAUCCCUCACGUCCCGCACCCGAGUCAAGACUUUGGCUUACGAGACCAUUCUUGCCAAUGCCCGAUUUUUCGACGGUGAUAUCAGCAAAGUACCCAAGCUGGCUUUAACCGUUGGUGUUGCUACCGUCAUGGAUGCACGAGAAGUUGUCAUCAUUAUCACGGGAGCUCAUAAGGCCAUCGCUUUAGCCAAAUGCAUCGAGGAAGGGGUGAACCAUAUGUGGACCGUGUCCGCUAUUCAAAUGCAUCCAAAAGGGCUGAUUGUAUCUGACGAGGAUGCCACGCUUGAAUUGCAUGUUAAAACCGUGAAGUACUUCAAGUCCAUCGAACAUGUUCAUCAUUCCUUGAUUGGACCUGAAAAUCUUUCUCUUCAGGGCGGGGUCAAGCAGCUAAAGAGUCGGGUCGUCAUUGAGACACACUCUGCCCCAUAAUCAUCUAUCGGACAGGCCCCUUUGAGUGAAUUGCAGUAGAGUACCUUGCUAUCGAUUGUUCCAUUAUAUUUUCUUCAUUGCUUCUGCAGCACCUGUAAACAAAUAACAGAUCCUAUAUGCAUAUUCUUGUAAAUGUACGUGUAAUACAACCCCUUCAUUAAAUGCCUUAUUACUGUAUAAACAUUCGCGAUGCACGAAUCACCGC
Molecule: messenger RNA, 1152 nt
Organism: Radiomyces spectabilis
Lineage: Eukaryota; Fungi; Mucoromycota; Mucoromycetes; Mucorales; Radiomycetaceae
Product: glucosamine-6-phosphate isomerase 1
Exons: 4
Coding region: 69-947 (292 amino acids)
Biological process (GO): N-acetylglucosamine catabolic process; D-glucosamine catabolic process; carbohydrate metabolic process
Cellular component (GO): cytoplasm
Molecular function (GO): identical protein binding; glucosamine-6-phosphate deaminase activity
Source: RefSeq, a predicted model, not a curated record